GGCGACUCUCGCGGCCGGUGGGAGUCAGAUCAGGGCCGGCAAGACGGAUACAAGGAUGGCAGAUAUGAGAGAUUAGACCGAGAUGGAUAUAGGGACGACAUAUAUGAGAGGUCGGAUCCAGAUGGAUACAGGGGUGGCAGAUAUGAAAGAGGAGAUCGAGACGGAGAAUGACGAGAUGGCUCGCGUGGACGAUAUGACCGCGGGGGAUUCGCGAGAGAACAACGGGACGAUUCGCGGGGGUGGUACGACCGAGGAGAUCGCCGCGAUGAGUCACGCGGGCGAUACGACCAUGGAGACCGCCGGAAUGACUCACGGGGACGAUAUGAGCAAGAAGGAUCCGGAGGAGACCGCCGCAAUGAUUCGCGCGGCCGGAAUGAGAGAGGGGGAUAUGAUGCGCCAUCUGAUCCACGAUAGGCCAUCCACUCCUAGGAACUCUUGCGUCUACUGUAGAGGAGAUGAUCAUAUCAAGAGAGACUGUCCGGAUCUCAAACGGGCAAUAGAUGAGGGACUUGUCGUGCUUGAUGACUGCAAGUACGUCAAGUGGGCAGAUGAUCUGGGAGACGUAUCAAUGUUCCCUUCGAUGAAGGAGAAUGUGGAAGUAAGGAGAGUAAAGCCGAAUAAAGGAAAGGAGCCGGUUAGGAGCAAGAGCAUCAAGAUAACUUUCGAAGGAGAUAUGGCAACUACACCCAUAAGGGUGGCAGCUACCAAGUCAGCGAGAAGCUCUACAUCGAGGAAGACUGACACGGAUUAUGUGAUGGCAGAAAAGGAUGGACAGCGGAUCGACGGAGAGGAGGUUAUUCUUUCACCGCGAAAAUGGGGAGUGAAGAAGUUCUUGAUGAAGAGUUCGUUGGAUGAUAUAGACACGGUCAAACCCAUGAGACGGGCCCGUCGGCAGCCCAUGCAGUGCUCUAUUCUGGAAUAUCUGGCAGCAUCCAAGCCGGCUCACGACGAGUUACAAGUGAUCACGCGGAAGACUCGCAUACCUUUAUCAGAGGACGCUUAGGUGACCCCUAAGGCAGAUGCUCCUACUGUAGCAGUAUCGGAGGUGACUGCUAGAGCAGAUCGCAUGGCGACAGUUCUUCUUGAUGGGAUGGAAAGUGUGCCUCCAGACAAGUUUUACAUACUUGGUAGUAGGACCGUGGAGACGAUCAUAAACGACGGACCGGUUUAGAUGCUGUGAUCGAUAACGGCAGUGAGGCUGUCAUUAUAGACGAGGAUCUAGCAGAGCAAGUUGGACUGAGACUCGAUAGGUCAUACUUAUUCGAGAUAGAGACGGUUGAUGGGAGAAAGCAACAAAUCACAGGAGUUUGU
Chara braunii is the source of this 1311-nucleotide messenger RNA. NCBI's taxonomy places the organism in Eukaryota, Viridiplantae, Streptophyta, Charophyceae, Charales, Characeae. The record is from the annotation of a GenBank genome assembly.